GGAUUAUUUCCUAGAUAAAUGUAUAUAUCAUGGAAAGCCAAUUGGGGCAAGCCUGGGCAGAUAAUAAGGGACAAAAGAAAACUGGGGGUAACAAAUAAGGAUCGGAGCCUAAAAUUUAAAUUUUUCCAGAUAUCUCUGUCUCUCAUUCAAAUGGGCAGUGUGGGCGGCCAUACUGGGCAAGAUCAGUCGUCAAUAUGGCUGCGUUCUAUUUGAUAGUAACGUAGGUGGCAUCUAUGAAUACAACAAACUUGUUAAAAUACAUUUAUUUUCCUUUAGUUUCUUGGGUUGAGUUUUUAAAAAAUAUUUUUUUGGGGAGUUUUUUCAAUUUUCUGUCUAGACGGUCCUGUUUUAGUCUGAUGUUGACAUGAUUCUCAGUAAACAUAUCACUGAUAUAUAUACAUAUAUUAUACAUAUAACGCAUUUGUUUCUCAUGUUAAUUACCUUUUACAGAAGAUGUUACAGAAUACAAGUGUUGUAGGUGAAAGCUAAUGUACUUUGUAUGUAUAUCUGGAGUUUGUAAUGAAUGUAAUUUCCCUCCGGGAUUAUUAAAGUAUUUCUGAUUCUGAUUGAUUUGAUUGGUACUCUGGUUUCUUCAUAUGUCUUCAUGGUUGCUAUGACUAGUUCAAAUAUUUCAGAUGACAUUUUGAUCAGUUUAUGUUUUACUUUAGUUUUUAACAAACAACAUUUUUAGUGAUUGCAAUAUAUUCUGUUAUUACACGUAAAAUCACAUCCUGAUUCUGUUUUCUGUGAAUGAUGAAUAAAAUCUCUGCUUAAUGAAACCAGUUCGCUCAGAGUGUCUUCACUGGAUAAUCAUCCGCUUUUAGAGUCUGUUGGACUUUCAAUAAAUGUCUCUUUGUUACUGAAACACUUUCAGUCUGACAGACAGAGAAACGCACAGCAACAUUAGAACUGAUGUUUCUAAGUGUCAUGAGCAAUAUGUGAUGAACUCUAUUGUUGAUGUCGAACAUUGUAUUACUGAAGGAUUCUGUGUGGACUGAUGAGACUCUACUGAACUACACUAACUUUAAAGCAAACAGAUUUGAUGUUUAAAAGUGAGGGGGACAUGCUUGAGUUUGGCUGUAGCGUUUGUACCACAUUAGCGAGCUGAACAGACCUUAGUGAAGAAUUGGGGUGAUUACGAGUCAUGAUGAGGCCAGCUGUAAAACAUCAGACCUAAAACAAGAUCAUCAUUUGGGUGGCCUGUAAAGUAUCAUUAGUGACUGUUGCGAUGUUGUUAAUCAUUCUAAAUAUCAUGGCAAUUAGGCAAUCAUAGGUAAUUCACGAUAUAGAAAGACUUUUUAUUAUGAAUAGGUUAGACCUAUAUAUAAAGGAAGUGCCAUGAGAAAUUCUGUGCAGUUACACCAGAUGGUGGUGCUAAAAUAAUUAACUUUAUGCUUUUGAAUUCAUAUCUACAUGUAUUUUCCACCAUUUAGAAUUUUAUGCAAAUAUUUUCCAUACAAGAUUUGAACAAUCCUAACCAAAUUUAGUACAGAAGAUGUCUGGACCAAGCAGGUACAAUGUAAUUUCUCAAAUUUGUAAUAUUCCAUACAGUUUUGCUGGCCCUCAAGCAGCAAGUAUGAGCAGUUCUUGAGAAAGUGUUGAAAACGGGCAUCGCACUUGUUUUUUUUUAAAUACUACAAUAUACCUAAUGUAUCAAUAACCAUUUUUAUUCUUUGUUUGAAACAAGGUCCACACUUUUCAUUAUCAAAGAACUGGAUUUAAAAUUCUGCUUUUGUUUUAUAAUUCACUGAAGGAUUUAGAGCCAAAAUACAUUCCCGAUAAGCAGCUCCAUUAUUAAGUGUCCAGAACCUCUCAGAUGGUCCAUGUUGAGGUCUGUUUACUGUCUCCAGAGUCUGAACUAAACAUGUAGAAGCAGCAUUUAGUUUUUAUGAUCCAUAGACUUACAAACAGACAUACAGUAGGCUCCAACUCUUGCUUUUUUGACUUUUGUUUACCACUGUACUUUAUUAAAUUCAACUUAAGGCUGUUUAUUCAUUGUAAUUUUUCUUCUUAGUUUUACUUUUAUAAUCCCAAUGUGUGACUUUUAAUAUACUUACAUAUUUUAUUAACACCUUUCUGUCUCAAGCACUUUCAAUGGUAUUAUCCUUGAAAGGUGCUUUUGUAGAUUUUGUUGUCACAUGAUUUUAGAGAAACGUCUAACCAGUAGAACAGGUGAAGUCAAAGGAGGGAGGAGAGUUUGAUGAGAUAUGACCUGCCUUUUUUUAAAUAAGUACAGAAAUAUAACUUAAUUGAUACAAGUGAAUAAAGGUGUGCGUGUUCGACUUAGUUCAGCUGUUAGUACUAAAUACUCACACUAUAAACUAUACCCUGUGCACUAAUGCUGACGUUAUACAAGAAUGUUUAUUUACAUUUUCAUGACUUUAGAUUACAUUCAUCCAUUCACAAUGAAGCACAGACAGUCCACUGCAGAAAAUCAGCUUUCUGUCUCUGAGACUGUUUCUGUUGAAUCAUGUGACCACAGAGUCUCCACCCUCUCUGCUCACACUGAUCUCUGCUCUUUCUGCCUCCUCAGCAUCCGAGAGCUUCGUGAAAUCGUACAGAGAAUACGGCUCCAUCCUCAAGUUCCUGUGAAUCCAUUACCAUGACAAUGAACAGCUCAUCCAAAUAUGACAACAUCAACUGCAAAGAUCUGAUCCAUUCAGGGUCUCCUGCUGUCUACCAGCUGAAACCAAAGAAAGAGAAUAUUGGAACUAUAAGAAGAAUGACUCUUGGUGAAAAAGAUCUGACCAAGACAAACAGAACCAUUUUAUUUUUGGGUGAAACAGGAACAGGAAAAUCUACUCUGAUCAACACUCUGGUCAACUACACCAUGGGAGUGAAGUGGGAAGACAAGGUCUGGUUUCAGAUCGUUGAGGACGAGAAGGAGGAGAAGAGAAGUCAGUCAGAGACUCAGACAUCAGAUGUGAUCGUUUAUGAGAUCUUUGGUUUUGAAGAUAAAACUCUGCCCUACUCACUGACCAUCAUCGAUACUCCUGGAUACGGAGGUACCAGAGGGAUUGAACAUGAUGUCAUCAUCAGUCACAGAUUAUUCGACUUGUUCCGCUCAGAGGACGGAGUCCAUGAGAUCAAUGCAGUGGGUCUGGUGCUGAAAGCUACUGAAUGUCGACUGAAUGACCGACUGUCAUACAUCUUUGACUCAGUGAUGUCUCUGUUUGGAAAAGAUAUGGAGAAGAACAUUGUUCCCCUCAUCACUCACUCAAAUGGAAGAACACCUACAAAUGUUCUGAAAGCACUCGAGGCUGUAAGCAUUAAGUUUGCCAAAGAUGAAAAGAAUCAGCCUGUUCACUUCCUGUUUGAUAACUGUCAGCAUGAAGACAGGACAGAGGACACAGAAUACCUUGAAUGUGCAGAUAAAAUAUCAACAGAAGGACUGAGACAGUUCACAGACUUUCUGGAAAAAACUGAACCUCAAAAGCUGAAGACAACUGUGGACGUUCUGAAUGAACGAAUCAGACUGACAGCCUGCAUCCAAAACCUGAAAGAGAGAGUUGAGUUUAUUGAACUAAAACAGAAAGAAAUCCAACAGACUGAGGAAGCUCUGAAGAAAUAUGAACAAGAGAUGAAGAACAAUGAGAAGUUCACUGUAGAAGUUGAUGAGGUCUACAAAGAUAAAGAACCUAUUGAUGGUGGGAUGUGGGGGUUGGUGUUUUAUGCAGCAGCUACCUGCUGUACAGUCUGUGAAGAGAACUGUCACCAUCCUGGAUGUACAAUGGCCUGGAAACCAGGACACUGUGAGGUCAUGAAAGGUGGUCGCUGCACUGUUUGUACCAAGAAGUGUCCUGUAUCAGCUCAUGUGAAAGAAAAGUGGAUCUAUGUGAACAAGACAAGAAAAGUUCAGAAGACCUUAGAGGAUGUGAAAGAGAAGUAUGAAAAGAACAAGACAGAAAGAGAGAGCAGGUUGAGCCUUUUGGAAAAUCUAAAGAAGAAAACAGAAGAACUUCAGAAAGAUAAAGAUCAGUGGUUGGAAGAGUCCUUCCAGCAUGUUGUCAAACUGGAGCAGAUCGCCCUGAAUGCUGUUUCACUGUCCACUCUUGUCCACUUGGACUUCCUGAUUGAGAAGAUGAAGGAGAAAGGAGACACAGAGAAGGUCCAGAAACUGGAAGAGAUGAAAAGUGGAGUGGAUAAAGGAACCAGAGCAGCACUGCGGUACAAGUUUAUGAGACUUAAAUUAGCUGCUAAAGCACCUAAAGAAGCAAUCAAUUGAUAGAUCAACAACGUGAGCAGUCAGCUAUUCAGAAAACAAGUUCUACACUAUUCAUUCUGUUUCUGUAAGUGUGAUGUUGAUGUAAUUAUUACCAUUCAUUCCAUUUAGAUAAGCAAGGGCCUGUCAUGGACAACCUGGUUUCCUGAUUCAAUCCUCCUGGAGAACACAGGUUUCUGUGGGACACUACUAACAGCUCUAUCUGGCGAUGCCCCCUUGUAUUUAAUAUUGACAACUCCCUCCCUCUCCUAUAUCAAAAACUAAACAUAAAGUCAGAUCAUGUAAAUUACAAUCUUCAGUCUUUCUUUAGUUUCUCUGUGUGAGUUUAAUGUUUUUAAUGUUUUUCUAUUGGUGGUUUUCAGUCAAUACAAGACUCAUUUAGAUUUUACUCUAAACACAUCACUGAUAUAUAUUAUAUACACAUAUAAAUCAGUUAAACAUGUUUGUGUCCUAUGUUAAUUUGUUUGCACAAAAGAUGUUACAGAGCCUUAGAAGUACUUUGCUGUGUUGGAGGUGAAUCCAACUGUAAUGAAAUCUAAUGUACUUUGAUUUGACAGAACUAUGGUUUCUUAAUCUUUCUUUCUCUUUGUUAAUUUCUUUCUUUUUCUGCCCCCUCCCUCUGGAAUUCGAUCCCCAAACACAUCCGUGACUGUAUCGACCUUCCAACAUUCAAAUCUCUGACAAAAACUCACCUUUUUAAAUUAGCUUUUAAUGUUUAGCUUAGUCUGUGUUUUUAGUGUUUUACUAUUUGAUGUUGUUUUGCUGCUUUUAUGUUUUUAUGUAAAGUGUCUUUGAGUAUUUAGAAAGGCGCUUAUAAAUAAAAUGUAUUAUUAUUAUUAUUAUUAUUAUUCAUGCUUGUGAUGACUAGUUAAAAUAUUUCAGAUGACACAAGGCAUGUCUUUCCACAUGCAAUCACAUCCUGAUACAGUUUUCUGUGAAUGGUGAAUAAAAUCUCUGCUUCAUGAAA
Molecule: messenger RNA, 5189 nt
Organism: Dicentrarchus labrax (European seabass)
Lineage: Eukaryota; Metazoa; Chordata; Actinopteri; Moronidae
Exons: 4
Coding region: 2603-4225 (540 amino acids)
Molecular function (GO): GTP binding; ATP hydrolysis activity
Source: RefSeq, a predicted model, not a curated record